Molecule: messenger RNA, 1188 nt
Organism: Stylonychia lemnae
Lineage: Eukaryota; Ciliophora; Spirotrichea; Sporadotrichida; Oxytrichidae
Source: the annotation of a GenBank genome assembly
AUGAGUACGAUUAAUUUAUCUGCUACGAUUUUGGAUCUAUUUUUUCAGCAAAGUAAUUUGCAAGCGAAAUACGCUCAGAAAUAAGACUUUGAGCUAUAUGCGAUAUCAUCCUUAAUGAUUGCUGCUAAAUAAUUAGAGAAAGAUGAUAAGAUUCCAAGAAGUGGUUAUCUUGUUAAACAUUUGAAUAGUAAUAUGAUGAGGUUUGACCAUGUUGAAGGAGGUUCCUCCCCUAAAAUAGUUUAAUGUGAGCGAGAAAUACUCAAAUAAAUUAACUGGGACUUUGAAAACUAUCCAAAUUUUUACUCAAUGAUAGAUCUCUUUAGAUCUCAAGGAGUCCUAUUCACUCAGGAUAGAAUAUUCAACCCUCAUUUUCAAUGCUAUGAUCUGUUGUCAGAUAACACCGUCAUUUUAGUAGACAAGUAUAUUGAGUUUUUCAGUCUGCUAUGCCUCCAGGACUCUUAAUUUUUAAAUCAAAAUCCCUACUUGAUAUGUUGCGCAAUUAUUGCUGCAUCAAGGAAAUCAGCAGGAGUAAUCCCAGUUUGGCCAAACGAACUUUCUCAAUUGUCAGGACUAUUGAUAAAUCACUUUGUAAACAUUUAGGAUUUAGUAAUCAGCCUUUAUUAAACAGCUUUCAAGAAACCUUAAAACGAUUCAUCAAAUGAUAAAAAUUAAUCAGCAUCAACUUAGAAUAACCAAUCAGUUUCUACGGCUGAUUCGCCAUUAAUUAAUACUAGCAAAUUCCUAAACAGCAGCAGUAGUGCUAUUACUCAUAAACAAGCAUUCACUGAACUACAACUUCAAAAAAUUACACCUGAUAAAUUAGCUUGUAGCACUACUGUAAGUGGAUUUAGAACUACUAAAGCUUAGCAACUAAGGCUAAAGGCUCUUACUUAAUGCUAAUCAAAAAGCCAGCUUUAAAUUAAUCAAGAAAAUGAAAAGAAACGAAAUUUCAACAGAAGCAGUUUUUGCGGUUCGAUCCCUGAAUACCCUCCAAACUAAAAGGAAAAUAUGGGGUUCAGUAUGAAUUCAUCAAUGGCUGCCUUUACAUCUUAUAAGGAAUAGAAGAAAAAUAAAAGUAGACCUCGGUCUAGCAUCGAAUAUCAGCAAUUUUUGCCUUAAAACACGGGAUAAUAUCAUUAAAAGAAAUUAACUGAUUAUAAAUCUUUAAGAAUGCAGCCGCAAAGAUGA